This is a messenger RNA of Neopelma chrysocephalum (saffron-crested tyrant-manakin), 1614 nucleotides long. It is a transcript of the gene CDC123, whose product is annotated as cell division cycle 123. Lineage: Eukaryota; Metazoa; Chordata; Aves; Passeriformes; Pipridae. The transcript is spliced from 13 exons. Bases 79 to 1086 code for a protein of 335 amino acids. The record is from RefSeq and is a predicted model, not a curated record. Gene Ontology annotation, cellular component: cytoplasm.
CGCGGGAGGUUCCGGGCCGAGCCGGAGCUUCCGGGAGCGGCCGCGCUGAGGGGCAGGAGGAGGCGGAGGAGGAGGAGAAUGAAGAAGGAGCAGGUGGUGCACUGCCAGUUCUCCGUGUGGUACCCGCUCUUCAAGGCCGUCACCAUCCGCAGUGUUAUACUUCCCCUGCCAGAGAAUGUGAAAGAAUAUUUGCUGGAUGAUGGAACACUCGUGGUUUCUGGAAGAGAAGAUCCACCAAGUCAUGCUCAGGAGGGGAGUGAUGACACAGAAGAAAUACAGUGGUCAGAUGAUGAGAACACUACAAUACUUAAGGCACCAGAAUUCCCCGAGUUCACAUCUAAAGUUGAGGAAGCAAUAAGUUCCUUGGGUGGAAGUGUUUUUCCUAAACUUAACUGGAGUGCUCCAAGGGAUGCCUACUGGAUAGCAAUGAACAGCUCUCUGAAAUGCAAAGCUCUCAGUGACAUCUUCCUCCUCUUCAAGAGUUCAGACUUCAUUACUCGUGACCUCACUCAGCCAUUUACUCACUGUACUGAUGAUUCCCCUGAUCCUUCCCUGAACUAUGAGCUUGUUCUUCGCAAAUGGUGUGAACUAAUCCCUGGUGCAGAAUUCAGGUGUUUUGUCAAGGAAAACAAGCUUUUAGGUAUAUCCCAGAGGGACUACACCCAAUACUAUGACCACAUCUCCAAGCAACAUGAGGACAUCUGCAGAGCCAUACAGGAGUUCUUCAAGAAACACAUACAGUAUAAAUUCUUGGAUGAGGACUUUGUUUUUGAUGUGUACAGGGACAGCAGGGGUAAGAUUUGGUUAAUAGAUUUUAAUCCAUUUGGUGAAGUAACAGACUCCCUGCUCUUUACAUGGGAAGAACUGACCUCUGGGAAAAACCUGAAAGGAGACCAGAGUGAAGGGGAAGCAACAGAACAGGAUUAUCCAGUUUUCCGCUGCACGAACAGUAAAGUCACUGUCCAGCCCAGUCCAUACCUGAGCUACCGACUGCCGAAGGAUUUUGUGGACCUUUCUACAGGAGAGGAUGUUCACAAACUGAUCGACUUCCUUAAGCUGAAGAGAAAUCAGCAAGAUGAUGACUGAGGUACCCAGAAGCAUUACACUGAAUUACAAGCAAGAAAUGCGGCUAAAGCUAUAUUUAGCAUAACUAUUAAACUAUUGAUUUAAAGAAAACGUGCUUUUUAUAGUCAAUGAAAGAACUGAAGAGCUGUUCAUCCUCUGUGUCUCUUGGUUUAUAUGAAAGUGUAGAAAAGCUUUUUCAGGGAAACAUGAGAGGUCAGGGUGAGUUCUCACUGGAUUCCAGGUGCAAGCAAGCAACAGUCUGAGUGCAAUGAACAACUGCUUUCCCAUCUCAUAUUGUGAAGACUGAUGCCACUGAGCUCUGCCUUUGGACUCUUCACUGAUAAAUAUGGCAACAUGUAAUGCUUGUGCAGUUAAAACAUCGAGCAUCCUCUGAGUUUAGGCACAGUCUUGCUUAAAAUAUAGCCACAAAGAAAAAGGAAUGUACAUUUUUAUCUGUAGUAACCUUUUAAAAUUGUAAAUUGAUUUUCAUUUGGGAGCACUUCUUGUCCUUUAUGUAAAAAAAGAAAUAAAUAAAAAAAUGGAGAAGGG